Molecule: messenger RNA, 1929 nt
Organism: Penicillium maclennaniae
Lineage: Eukaryota; Fungi; Ascomycota; Eurotiomycetes; Eurotiales; Aspergillaceae
Exons: 7
Coding region: 1-1929 (642 amino acids)
Source: RefSeq, a predicted model, not a curated record
AUGGCCGUCAGGUCGCCGUUGUCUAUACUAUCGUAUCAAGAUACUUCCAGUCCGUAUGCUGGAUCCGACCACAUGUCUCUCGAAGGGUCCCCUUUUCCGAGUGCGAGGAAUUCGAAUUACUCGACCUCAGCUUCUGAUCCGCUGGGCGCAACAGAAGCGCAAACCUCCCCCAACAAACAAGAUGCGGAGACCGUGGAUACUUCGGCGGUGUCGAUUCGCCAAACUGCUGUGUCGCAGUCUGGAUUGACGAUCCAAACUGAAUACAUGCAGCAAGUUGAGAUCACCAACAGAUCCGACGAGGAUGAACCUCCUCAGUCGGUCAUCCAUGCGCCGCCGGGAUUUGGGGACUUUGCAGAUAUGCAAGCUGAUGAGGUAGCUGCCAGAAAGGUCCAGGAAGGUACUUCCAACCCCCCCACUCACCAAACCUGGAGCGUGAAGGGUGUCGGUACUAAACCGGUGGACGUUGCAAAGGUCGGGAACAGUCCCAUAUCACCGCCACCUUUAUCGACCAACGUCACGCCUGCAAAGGAUUGGUCUGAAAGGGCAACACCCCGUGCACAGACGCGACAUGAAUUUGAGGAUUCGGAACGACGUACGCGUUCAAGCAGUUUAGAAGAUAUUCCAGAAGGCAAUUUCGGGCAUAAAGCUAUUGAAAUCAAUGCAUUGCGAGCAGCUCUGACAGAAUGCUGGACAUUGUGUAACACUCUGGCUAGUCUAAGUUAUAUAAAUCGAGAACGGGUCUCCCGGUCGCACGAGGACGACGUCCAGGAGGAUGCUUGGAGGUCCUGCUGGAGGCUUUGUCAAAAGUUGUAUGACACGCGCGAUGAGGAUUACACACCCCAAGUCAACCCGACUCUCGAUCUCUGUCGAGACUUCUGUCAGGCUCUGUUCGAAGUCCGCGUGUAUGACAACGAUCUCGCAGACUCGGUUCUACGGGUAAGCUUCGAACUCAAUAAUCACCUCUUCAAUACGCACGACCGCAAUCUCCCGGAUGCUUUUCGAGAACGGACGUUGGAUUUCUAUAUAACCCUGUGUCAUCGCCUCAUGAAACAACGAGUGCGUUUGACCGAGACCGAUUCUCUACUUAGCGCCUGCUGGACACUGGCCGAGAUGCUCUUUAGUAUGCGCCAAAGUAAGCGAGAAGGGAAAGUCUUGGAUGAGGAAAUUCUGGGGUCUGCGGUGCAGGCCUGCUGGGAGCUUUGUGACAUCUUCCGUGAGGGCUGGACUCUGCAUAACAUGCGUAGUUCGGACCGAGGAACACCACGACCCAGCCAAACGACAUUUGCCCAAGCAUUCCAGCAGGCGACCCAGCAGGCCGAACUUGAGCUCGCGGAUGACGCGCUGGGCCAAGUUGGAAACCCUGAGACGCCAACGACGAUCUUCGAAGACACGGCUACUGUCUCUCCUGAUGAAGCACCAGUCCCAAACAUCCUCGUCCUUGGGCAUGGAAAUGGUCAUGCCUCUCACUCCUCGCAUUCUAAAUGGCCCUCAAGUGCAUCGAGUAUAUCGGAGAAGUCUCGGUCAUCUGGACAGACCGCUUCGUCUGCCAACUCUGUGACAACCAUAUCCGAAGAUCCCAACUUCACCCGGCUGAAAGUGCUCAUCACAAAGGCUGCUAUCGAUAGUGGGUAUCAGCGCGGCGGUCCGCAGAAUUUGUCCUCGUUUGUAAAAUCGCUCCCCUCGGAUGCCUUCGGCUUGAUCCCGUGGCAAACAUCGCUGUUGAAGAACUAUCGGAAGCUAGUGUCGUUUGAUCCCGCCUUCAGAAACGCUGGCUACCAGGCUCGCGUCAGCGCCAUCGAGGUUGCACACGCCUGUCAAGCAAUGGUGCAAAGCGGACAGUACUCGUGGCUGCGAGAUCUUUACCGGCUCGUCUUCGGCUUCCAUGUGGAUGAGGCAAUGGGCCGUAAGAGUGUGAUCAUCCAAACCUAA